Dictyostelium discoideum AX4 is the source of this 297-nucleotide messenger RNA. Lineage: Eukaryota; Evosea; Eumycetozoa; Dictyosteliales; Dictyosteliaceae. The record is from the annotation of a RefSeq genome assembly.
AUGAAUUUAAUAGAUUUAAUAUUAAUAGCAAUAUACGUAAUAGGAAUAUCCGGUUUAAUUUUUAAUAAAAAUAAUAUUAUUAAUAUAUUAAUAAUAUCAGAAUUAAACUUAGGAACAUUAGGGAUGUUAUUUGUGUUAGCAUCCGUCGAAUUAAAUGAUAUAUUAGGAGAAUUAAGUGGAUUAUAUAUAUUAACGUUUACAGCAGCAGAAUCAGCAAUAGGAUUAGCAAUAGUGGUAAUUUUAUAUAGUAAAACAGGAAUAAUAAAUAUCAGACAUUUAAAUAAAUUAAAAGGCUAA